Messenger RNA from Parnassius mnemosyne (clouded apollo), 951 nucleotides. Lineage: Eukaryota; Metazoa; Arthropoda; Insecta; Lepidoptera; Papilionidae. The record is from the annotation of a GenBank genome assembly.
AUGCUGUCGUACAUGGUCCCCGUGGAAGAAAAGCCCCCUCCAGCACCCGGGAAGGGGCGACUUGCGUUGGAACUGGUUGCCAGCCCCGGGAGCCCUGAAUCAACUGUAAGGAAGGCUCGGAGCAACAUCUCUAAGGAUUCUUCGACGAACUCCUUCGCGAGCGAUCUUACUAUAUCAUCCUCGACCCCAACUGGAGCCCAUGAUAAACCCAAACAUAAACUGCUUAGCAAUGGCAGUAAACACACAUCAUUGAAAAGGGUGUCAUUUGGGAGUUCAAAAGGAUCAAUGGUGGAAACUCUAAUUUACGAGAGCCCUCUACAGGAGGAACCAGAGAGCAGUCCGCCACCGAACGUGCAAGAGACUUCGUUCCCCUACACACCCGUCGAAGACGAAUCAGAGCGCUCAAAAGUACGUGUGUCAUUUUAUCAAGGAGUAAGACCUCAGUGUCUCUCUCCGCCACCCGCGGUGCCAGAACCAGAUUCACAUAUUCUGUACGCAAAUCUGCUAUCGACCACUGCCAACUCCGAUAUGGCUGAGCACACAAUGUACAAUAGGCAGAUCAGCACGGAGAGUGGUUGGGAUAACCCAUUUCGUCCUGACGGCGAUUUAAGCCGUGAGGCGGAUGAGAUCGUAUCACUUAUAAAAGGCGGAAAACCCAUCACCCCGACGCCUACUGCUGUACCGCAAUUAGCCAUUUGCGAUGAAGAGGAGAAGGUGCAUGCGAAUAAUGUCAAAGCCAGCCCACCAUCAUCUCCUCAAACAAAAGUUGCAAGUCCAGUGCAACAGCAGAGUCCACCAAAAGCUAUGAAUGGUACCAAAAACGGUACCGUAGUAACAGAGCAUCGUCCAGGGCAAGUUGAAGUUCAGCGUUCACCUCCACAAGAGCCGCUUCAACCUGAACAUGUCACCAUCAAGAAGAAACCCAAAUGCAAAUGCUGUGUCAUUCAGUAA